Molecule: messenger RNA, 3128 nt
Organism: Amaranthus tricolor (Joseph's coat)
Lineage: Eukaryota; Viridiplantae; Streptophyta; Magnoliopsida; Caryophyllales; Amaranthaceae
Exons: 3
Coding region: 615-1127 (170 amino acids)
Source: RefSeq, a predicted model, not a curated record
AAAUCCAAACAUGAAAUAAUGGUCAUGGAUGAUUAUGACCCCAACGGAAGGCAAACCAGAUGCUGUACUUGAACGAGGCAUCAAACAAAAGCAGUUUUAUAACAUGAAUUUUGUAACCCUUCGGCCACUUGACGAGUACACCUAGGCAUGGCCACGGGGCGGGUUACCCGGAACCGAACCGGUCCCGAACCGCUUGGAACCGGUUGCGACAGGUUCCGAACCGCCCCAAACCGCGAAACCGUGAACCGGGUAAAAAACCCGCGGUUUGGAACCGGAACCGGUCCGGUUGAACCGGCUCAACGGUUCCGUGGAACCGGGACCGGUCCGGUUGAACCGGCCCACCGGUUCCAUGGAACCGGUUCGCCAAAAGUUACCGUUUAUGACCGUUGAACUAGCCGUUGCAUUUUUCAUUAUAAAUACUCAUCAAUUUCAAUCAUUUUCAUUCACAACUCAUCUCUUCUCCUACUCUCUCUACUUAAUUCUUUAAUUACGCAAUUAUUCUCUUAAUUAAAUAAUUAGUCUUUUAAUUAUUUCUUAAUUUAGUUAGUUACAUAAUUAAUUAUUUAUUUAUUUCUUAAUUCUAUAUUUCUAUUAUUACUUCAAUAUUAUCAAUCAUGUCUUCAUUUUUGAAAAAAGCCACAAAAAAAGUUACUAAAGUGGCAAAAUCAUUGGGAAGUUCCAGUUCGUCUAAAAGAAAGGCCACUUCUACUCCGUCGGUAUCAACAACACCUUCCAUUAGUAAUUAUAAUUAUGAACAUAAUUAUCCGGAAGGGUACGACCCGGAGUUACAUAAUUAUGCAGAAGAAAUGGAAAGAGAAAUACAAAUUGAUGAAGAAGAAGAACAAGAAGAGGAACCAACGACCCCAAUUGGGAUAAAUAUAUCUCGACAGUCAUCAACAAGAUCACAUGAAGAACAAGGAGAACAACAACAACAAAGACAAGCUCGUGGUAAACGAGUCAAUUUCCAAACUAUCGAUGAAGAUGAACCAAUAAGACAACCUUUUCCGGCAAUGCCACCUCCUAGUGGUAGAGCUGUUUCACAUGUGUGGUCGUAUUUCACAAAAGAACCAACCGAGAAUCAGAUAUUUCCUUAUGCACUUGUCAAAUUUGUGAAAGUCAAGGAGUAAAGCCCUUAGUUUCAUACAGUUUCGCCAGAGGUGGUGGUACGGGAUCUUUUAACAAACAUUUGGCAAAGAAGCAUGGAAUCACAAAAGAAACUCAUGCAGCAAGCGGGAGCGGGACCACAAGUGGAAGCCGACAGACACAAUGGGACAUUCCCAUCACAGGUAUGCCUUUUAGAUACAAUCGUAAUGACAUGAUUGAUGAAUUUUCUAGGUAUGUAAUUUGUGAUGAAUUGCCUUUUAACCACGGUGAAAGUAGGGCAUACGAGCGUCUCAAUAGAAAAACUUUGCAACCACAAUAUAGAGCAAUCCCUAGGAGCACUCUUAAAAGACGCACAAUUAAAUUAUACGAAUCAAUGCGCUAUGAAUUAGUUGAAAUGUUUAAAUCGUUUAAUGGUAGGGUUAGCAUAACAACUGACAUUUGGUCUGCUCCCCCACAUUUAGAACCUUAUAUGUGUGUAACAGCACACUGGAUAGAUCGAAAUUGGAUUAUGCAAAAAAGAAUAAUUGCUUUUGAGACAAUGCCAGAAAGACAUACCGGUGAAAACAUAAAAUAUAGAUUAGUAGAGAUAUGUAGAGAAUGGAACUUAUUAGAUAAAAUAUUUUGUUGUUCAACUGAUAAUGCAACCGCGAACAUUAAAUGUAUAGAACUUUUGUUUAACGAACUUGCUUUUAGUUUAAUCCUUGGGGGUAGCUUAUUACACAUACGUUGUUGUGCGCAUAUAAUUAACUUAUCUUGCCAAGCAGGCAUAAAACAAUUAAGUGAUUUAUUAGAACCAAUUAGGGAUAUAGUGAAAUGGCUUAGGAUCGGAAAGAUAAAAAGAUGAUAUAAACAAUUAUGUGACCAAUACCAACUUAAAAAAGUGUAUUGGUCAUUAGAUACUCCUACACGUUGGGGCUCAACCAACGAUUUAUUAAGAAAGGCGAUUGCUUAUCGCCCAGUAAUAACACAACUAUAUAGUGAGUGUACAAAUAGUUUCAUAGCUGAUGACACUUGGGAAUUAGCUAUAGGUGUACAUAACAUAUUAGAAACGUAUGACCACGCGACUAAGAUUUUUUCUUAUGUUUAUGAACCGAAUGUUCACUUAGUAAUAAGUGAAUGUAUUACUAUUUUUUAUCAUCUCCUUAAAUAUACACAUGAAGAUACUAACCCAAAAUUGAGGCCGAUUCUUGCAGAUAUGAUGGAAAAAUGGCAAGAAUAUUUUACCGAUUUUCCUUAUAUUUAUGGAAUCGCAACCAUUUUGGACCCACGUUUUAAAACUGAGGUCCUUACUAAAGUAAUAGGAUUUUAUUACCAGUCGUUAGAUCGCCCGUCUACUGAUGUACAUAAUUAUGUAGGAACAUGUAAAAAAUAUUUAGCAGAACUCUAUGAUUUUUACGCUAGUGUAUAUAACCCGAAACGCGAUAUGUCUAGGCGUGCUAGCGUUUCGGCACGUCCCUCUUACUAUAAUUCGGUAAUAGCUAACAUAAUGACUCAAGAUGAUAGUUUUGUAGAAUCAUCUUCUUCUUCCUCGACCUCAUAUUUAGAACUAGAUAGUUAUCUUAAACACCACUUUGAAAUAGACCAAAGUAUCUAUGAUAUUUUGGAGUGGUGGAAAGAAAAAUCUGUUAAAUUUCCCAUUUUAUCGAGAAUUGCAAGUUGCAAAGGAUAUCCUUGCAAUUCCCGCGUCAACAAUUGCGUCGGAGUCUGCUUUUAGUGCAGGUAGAAGAGUUUUGGACGAAAAGCGAUCUCGUCUUGCUCCACAUAGUAUUCAAAUAUGUGUUUGCAAGAAAGAUUGGGAUCAAGCGGAGAUUCGAACACAAGGACUAAGGAAUGAUGAUGAUCAAGACGACGAUGAUGAUCCAUAGAUGAUGAUGGAUACAUCUGCAUCAUCGUCAGGAGGAGAGUCAGCGGAAGCAUCUAAUCAACCACAUGAUGAUGACGAAGACGAAUAGGAACAAUCCGACAAACGACAACGAUAGAUCAACAUUCAACAACUAUAAAUAAAAGGUAUGACAAAGAACUAC